GCCGGCUCAGUCCUUCCCUGACCGAGCAGAAGGAAGGACGUGCUGCUGCUCAGCUUCGGGGCCUCCACGUGGCCGGCUGGGUACCCGAAUCGGAAGCCGGAGCAGGAGGCCCAUGGGAGCGGAACGUCGGGGAGCAGUGCAGCGGCCCUUCGAGCGAGCAGCGGAUUGGAGCGGCUCGGCGGCCAGGGCCUCUGUAGCCCGGCCGCCUGUGGUAACGGGCUCUGGGGGGAUCACAGGAGAGGCUUUUAAGUCCUCCUCGGAACAGCCUUUGAUCUUCGGGCCUCUCCACACAAGGGCUUCUAGGCCCCGGCAGGCCCAAGCUGCCCGGCAUCGAGUGAGGGCAGCAGGCCGCCCCAGGCCCUCAGUAGGCCGCGCCAGGCCUUCAGCGGGGGGGCAAUUGACUAACCCGGUCAUCUGGGGGGAGGGUUGAUUGGACGUUGGGGGUGUUGGCUUGAACUGUGUGAACCCCUUCAACCCAGGGCCCGUUUAGGCCUUCUGCUAAGGGCGGCCUUUGCCUUUAUUGUCGGGCCUGUAGGGCCUAACCCCCCCCACACACACACCCAUUUGGGGGGCCUGCAUUGACUAGGUCUCCCUGGUGGGCUCGUGGGCCUCCCCUGCCGGGCCUAAGCUCCAUUUGGGGGCCUUUCAGUGGGGCUGGGCCUUACCACGGCUAGGUGGGGCAGGCGCUGUGACUCAUAGGCCUUCCUUGCCAGCGUAGGCCUCAGUCAGGCCUUGCGCCGGCCAGGUCACUCGUUUACGCACUUGAGGGCAGGGUACAGGCCCAUAAGCUUCAUCCUUUGGGACAUGGGCCCUAAGAAAGCCCCAGUUAAGAAAGCCCCAGUUAAAAAGGGUGGGAAGGCUCCAGCCAAGAAGGGUGGCAAGCCAACGCGGCCACCUAAGAGGCCAAACGCACCCGCCGAAUCCUCCUCCGACGAUGAGGGCGAUUUGGAACUGGGCGCCAUCAGGGCGUUUAUAGCAUGGCUGCAGGCCCUUGAGAGGCAGCGCACCACUCUAGAGGGCGACGAGGCGGGCGGGGGGCCUUCGGGGGUGCCCCCACAUGCAAAAAAGUCAAACAGGGCGGAAAAGAAGGCAAAACUAAUGCAGGGCUUUGCUGACCGUCUAGCAGCUUUGGAGGCGGCGGCGGGAACUGCCCACGAGGAACCAGCGGGGAUCACGACACAACCGGCGGACUCAGGACCGGGAGACGGCAGGGACGACAAUGAUGCAGCGCUUCCGGAAGCUGGCACCUGGAGCCGCCAAGGAGCCCGAGCAGGUGCCCGAAUGGUUGUGGAACCUUGGGAUGUAGAGGCGUUUAGGGCCAUCCAAGCCUCCAUAGCGCCCAGGACACGGGUUGCCUACGACAAAAGGGUCAGGGCCUUUCUGCAGUUUAGAGCUCAGGUAGGAUUGGUCCAUGUGUGGCCUGUGCCGCCGGAACAGCUGAUGCAGUACCUGGUGCACCUCCGUGCCCAGGGGCUGGCGGUGAGCACCAUGGCCGGCCAUUUGGCUGCGCUGGCUUUCUUUGGGAAAGCAAGGGGCCUCCCCGACCAUUCUGGGGACUUCAGGGUCCGGCGCAUGCUGGAGGGCUGGGCGAGGGAGACGCCCGUGCAACCUGACCGACGUAGGCCGGUCACCCCAGAGGCGCUGCAGCUGGCACUGCGGCAACUUGCCGGGGUUUGUGCGUCUCCUUAUGAGGAGGUCCUGUUCAGGGCGGCAGCCUUGGUUGCUUUCUUCGGGGCCUUUAGGGUUGGAGAGAUGUUCCCCAGGAGCAGGCGCGGCCCCACAAGUAGGGUACUUCAAUUCAGUGACCUCACCGUGGGUGCUUCCCGGGUGGUACUGCACCUUAGGUUUUCAAAAACAGAUCAGAGAGGCAAGGGGCAGAGUGUCGCGCUGCAUGCCGCUGGUGACCCGGGCUUGUGCCCAGUCCGUGCACUGGAGGACUACACGGAGGCCAGGGGUUCAGCUAUGGGGCGCCUCUUUAUCCACGCUAAUGGGCGCCACGUGACCCAAUUCCAGUUUUGGGCGGUGAUGAGGAGAGCCUUUGUGGCGGCGGGGGUGCCUACCCAGGAUCUGGCCCCCCACUCCUUUCGGAUUGGGGCGGCUUCCAUGGCUGCUCGGAUGGGUUAUUCGGGCCUGGAAAUCCGGCGGCUGGGCAGGUGGCGGUCAGCGGCUUACCGCCGAUACGUGCGGUAGAUGGGCGCAUAAAUUCUGCCCCACCCCACCCCCACCCACGAACCAUUUAUUUGUGCCACUCCUAACGCUUUCUCCUCUUGCGCAGGGCCUCAGUCGGCUGGGCCGAGGGCGGCCGGGCAGCGCGCAAGAGUCCUCAUACUGGGCCAUUCCUUCAUUUUCUGGGCACGCAAGUGGGCGCAGAGCGCCGACCCUGGAACCCAGCUUGGUUUGGGGCGUUGGGCCACUGUG
Molecule: messenger RNA, 2418 nt
Organism: Hemicordylus capensis (graceful crag lizard)
Lineage: Eukaryota; Metazoa; Chordata; Lepidosauria; Squamata; Cordylidae
Exons: 2
Coding region: 805-2190 (461 amino acids)
Biological process (GO): DNA recombination; DNA integration
Molecular function (GO): DNA binding
Source: RefSeq, a predicted model, not a curated record